Molecule: messenger RNA, 1350 nt
Organism: Exophiala spinifera
Lineage: Eukaryota; Fungi; Ascomycota; Eurotiomycetes; Chaetothyriales; Herpotrichiellaceae
Exons: 1
Coding region: 1-1350 (449 amino acids)
Molecular function (GO): oxidoreductase activity
Source: RefSeq, a predicted model, not a curated record
AUGACAGAAUACGACGUCAUCGUUGUUGGUGCUGGAUAUGCUGGCCUCUCUGCGGCCAAGACCCUCAAAGAGGCAGGAAAGAGUGUCGUGGUUCUUGAAGCCCGUAAUCGCAUAGGUGGUCGGGUAUGGACCAAAUCCUUCGAUGACGGCAGUUACGAGGAUUACGGCGGCAUGUUUCUCGGAGUACAACAGCCUCUCAUGUACGGACUCGCCAGUGAAUUCGGUGUCCACACCUUCGAUGUGCCGGAGGGGAAAUCGGUAUUUUACUACAAAGGAAAAGCCAGAAAAUACUCCGGUCUCAUUCCCCCAUUAGCGCCCUGGGCCUUGGUCGACGUGGGACUGCUCGUCCGGAAGUUCGAGUCCAUGGCCCGCGUGGUGGAUCUGGAGAAACCGUGGAACACGCCGAAUGCACGCGAGUUGGACCAGAUUACCGUCGAAGACUUUAUGCGGCGCCAAUGCUGGACGUCGGCAGGGAAAGACGUCUUCAGGGUUGCUGUUGAGCUUGUGUGGGGCACCGUUCCCUCCCAGAUCAGUCUUCUACAUGCGCUGUGGUACUGCAAGGCCGGAAUCAGCUUGACGGUUCUAGGGUCUAUUGACAACGGCGCCCAGCAACAACUCGCUCUGGGUGGAGGGCAAGCCAUCGCCAACAAAAUCCAUGAACUUUUGGGGGCUUCAGUCCGCCUGGAAGAACCGGUCACCCAUGUGGAUCAGACCAACGACCAGGCCGUCACUGUGCGCACCCGGAACGCAACAUAUACUGGCAAGAGAGUCAUCUUUGCCAUUCCUCCGCCAUUGUUGCUGAAGGUCGAGUUUGAACCUCAGCUGCCAGUGCAGAAGACGCAGCUACUAAUGCGGAUGCCAAUGGGCGCUUAUUGGAAGAUCUUUGCCGUCUACCCCAGGCCGUUCUGGCAUGGCUCUGGCUUACGGGGUGAAGGCGUGAGCCCAGACGGUAUAGCUGCGUUGAUCAACGACGUUUCUCAAGAGGAUCGCAGCCGAGGGAUGUUGAUGGCUUUUGUUGUUGGGACCAAAGCCUACAAAUUCGCAGCGAUGGACGAGAAGACUCGGCGGGAGGCGGUUCUGGAGCAAUUGAAGGCCUGCUACGGCGAACAGGCUGCCAGUCCCGUCAAGAUGUCCAUCCACAGUAUGAUGAACGAGCCGUGGUCCUCUGGCUGCCCCGUGGCAAGUGUCGCUCCUGGCAUGUGGACUAGUCUAGGCGAAUGGGUGCGAAAGCCGAUAGACCGACUAUAUUGGGCUGGCACUGAGACUGCAACGUCUUGGUCGGGAUACAUGGAAGGCGCGGUGCAAUCUGGUCAACGAGCUGCAAAGGAAGUUCUCCUCUCUUUGAAGUGA